AUGGGAUAAUCAUAAUCUUCAAAUUUAUAGCAAUCUAGAAUGUAAGUUCCAAAAAUCAGUUAACUGCAAUUUUGGAAAUAGGUUAAUGAUAUCAGAUAUGGAGAAAUAAAAGUUUAUAAAUUAAAUGAUGGACACACUGUAGCUGUGAAAGAUCAUAUUUUGUAAGAUGAAGAAUAAUGGCUUAAAUUUAAAUAAUCAGCAGAAGUGAACAUUGCUUCAAAAGAUAAGGAUUUGUUUUUAAUCUAAAUGAUUGAUUUAUAACAUGUCACAGAAAAGGAAUUAUGUACCUAGUUGACAUAAGCUCAUAGUGUUUAUGAAUAUUUUGAUGAAUAUUUGGAAAGAGUAAUCAGUGAAUAGAAUGCUACAAAACAACAUUUUGAAGAAAUCGAAAUAGUUGCUAUGAUUCAUUGCACAGUAUAAAAUUUAUAUUAUAAAUAUAAAGUUAGUAGCAUUAUAAAAAUUAAAUAAGCAAUAGAAAUCGCAUGGAGAUAUACGUCCAUUAACAAUAAGUGUAACUUCGUUUCCGAAGAAAAGUGCUUAUCGAUAGAAUGAACCUCUUCCAGUUUACAAAUUGACUGACAUAUAGGAAUUGACAGAUAUGAAUGCAUUUAGAAGAUGUGUCGCUAAAUAACAUGCUUCCUAUAAUUUAAGUCCAGAAUAAUUAUCCUUCCUAAAAUAAAGAGUCUUGAGACCAACAUAUGAUUUAGAUAAAUCAGAUGUCUUUAGUACUGGAUUAACAGCAUUAUAAAUGGCUACUCUCAAUAGUAUCAAUGAUAUUUAUGAUUAUUCCAACUAUCUCAUAAUUACUGAUAAACUAGAUAAUUAUAUAAGAGAAAUGAAAACAUUAUAUAGUGAAUAAUUGUGUUCUAUAAUAUGUUAACUAUUAUAAUUAGCUCCUGAAAAUAGACCCAAUUCAUAUUCAGCUAAUAACUUAUUGAUAGGUUUCAGAUUUUAAUUAGAGGAUUAUUUUAGAGUAAAUUAUUGAAAUCUAUAUAUAAGCAAUCUACUAUAUAAGAAUAUUCUCCUAAUUAUUCUAUCAACUUUGGAUAGUCUAAUUAGAUUUCUAAUAAAAUAUAAGAACCAUAAAUAGCACAGAGUAAAAUAAUUGAUACCACUGAUAUUUAUGAAUAAAUGGAGAUUCUCGAAUAACGUGCUAAGGUAGCAUUAUCAAGAAGCUAAGACGCAUAAGUUAGAUAUCAAAGAACACCAGGGAAAAAUGUCAAAUCUACUUAAUGGGAACCAACUAGAAGUUAUUAAAUUUACAAUAAUCUGACUCCAAUUACUUAAAAGGAACUACAAUUAUAAUUAAGUGAUUAGAAGUAAGAAAUUUAAUCUAAUAAACAAUCAUCUUAUUAUUAAAGAAAUAAUGCUCCAUAGUAUUUAUUAUAAGAAGUUAAUUAAUAUUAAAAUCAUUAAGGUGAAGAGGAAUAUGAAUAUAAUUAAUAAGAGAUUGAUGAAAAGCCUAUUUAAAGUGUUGUAGAACCAAUUGAAUUGGCCAAUUCAAAUUAAAAAUUAUAUCCUCAACGACCUAUCAAUAAGAAUACAGCCUCUUUUUCUCAUUAACAGUUAUUCGAAUCUAUAAAUACUGAAUAGGCUAAACCCUAUAAUCAAACCUAUAAUAACUAUUAAUAGUAUUCUUAAUAAUCAAUAAAAUAAUAAUAUGAAUAAUAAUAAUAAGAGUCUUAUUUAAAAGGAUCGAAUUAUUAGUAACCUAGAUAAUCUCAAAUUCUCAGAGAUUAGUAAAUUACCAAAUAAUUAACUGGUUAAUUUGAUAUAAAAUAACCAGUAAAUAAUGAUAAUUAUUAUCAAUAAUAAUAAUCUUAAUUUGCUAAAACAACUGAACCUUAAAACAUUUAUCCUUAAAUGGAAUAUUAACAUCAACAAUAAAAUGAAUAUCAGCAAUAAAGAUAUAAUCCCUAGAUAGCAGAAUCCUAUGAUUCAUAAUAAUCUAGUCAUAGCAAAUAAUAAAUUUAAGUAGUACAAGAAUAACCACUACUUAGACAAUCAAAACCUAAUUUAUCAAGAUAAUUAACAGGAUCAAUAGUUGAGACAAGAAAGUCGAUUAAAUAAUGAUUAAUUAUAAUGAUAAUAAUUAUUG
Molecule: messenger RNA, 2098 nt
Organism: Paramecium sonneborni
Lineage: Eukaryota; Ciliophora; Oligohymenophorea; Peniculida; Parameciidae
Source: the annotation of a GenBank genome assembly